This is a messenger RNA of Xylaria bambusicola, 2419 nucleotides long. RefSeq lists its product as uncharacterized. The coding region runs from base 359 to 2104 and encodes 581 amino acids. The transcript has a single exon. The record is from RefSeq and is a predicted model, not a curated record. NCBI's taxonomy places the organism in Eukaryota, Fungi, Ascomycota, Sordariomycetes, Xylariales, Xylariaceae.
GUCUAGUACAUAGUAAAGGAAAUUGCCCAUCCACGCGACCCAGCCCCCUUUUCAACCCGACGUUUGCAAUGAGAGCAUGUGUGUGAAUACUUAAUCCUUAGACAUGAGAAGUUCAAGCUGCUAGCCGCCAAGCCAUCACGCCGGCCUCACCCAACAUCCUACUGCUCGGACCUUCCAUAUACAGGAGCGGAGAAAGCAAGGGACGAAAGCAAGGGGGAAUUUGGGGAGAGCAACCGAAAGGGCCUAACAACAUCUAAGCUUUCGACUCAACAUCUUGUCUAAACAUCCUCGGACGGGAAUUGUUCGAGUUGGAGGAAGUAGGCUUGCUACACGUUGUCUAUGUAUACAUGCUCCUAUCAUGUUACGGCAACAGAAGCUCUGUGAGAUUUGGGAUUGCCCGCGCCCAGAACCGAAGACGAUUCUUGACCUCCCGAAACACGUGAGAAGACGCAUAUAUCUGCAUUGUGGCCUUGUUACCCGGCAGAAGAUUCUCCUGGCACCAAGCGCUGCUCUUUCAAACCCUCAUGGCAGAUGUAUACCCACUGACUUUAAUCUAUUUUGCACCUGCAAGGCCAUAAGAGACGAGACUAGAGCUAUAUUUUUCGCCGAGAAUCACUUUACCAUCCCUUAUCGUCACAUAGACGAGGGACUCAAGUUUAUCCAGAGGCUGCCACCGAAAAUCAUCUCUAAACUGGCCUGGUUAUGUGUUCAUCUGCAUACCGUGCCUACUGGGAAUUCGUGGCCAGAUUUCCUUGAUGAUUACUAUCCGAGUAUAUUUACGGCAUGGCAUCCCACUCCGCUAUCGCAGUAUAGAAUCCGGCGGUGGCGAGCAGUAGCCGGGCACCUCAUGUCUCAUUCGCCGCCUGGGAUCCUGAAUCUGCAUAUAGUGUGCCAUUCAUUGGAUGAGGCAGUCAUCACGGCCGUUCUUGAGCCAUUGACCAAGCGCUCGGGAGUCCUUAAAGACUUCGAUUUUCAUCCGAGCAACACAGUGAACAUGGAUAACAUACCCCCGGCAUUUACAAGAAAAUUCAAGCUCCCUGUCAUAUUCAAGGAUCAACGCCAGAACUGCACAAAACCCUUUCGUUACCUCGACCUACCCACGGAAAUCCAAGAGAGCAUUCUCGCCAACACAGAUCUUGUCACUCCUUCAAGAGAGGUAUACUGGGACCUCGAUGGCAAAUAUAGAUAUCAUGCUGGAGGGGCUGAUGGAAUCUGCUGUAGUAGCGAUUUGCACAAGGACUAUGAACCCCAAUUUUGCAUGUCCUUACAGUGCAGGGAAACGUCCCGCGGUCCCAGCCAUAGGCACCGCUCCCGGUAUGGAUGCUGCCCCCAGUGUUGGAGACCACCGCAGUCUUUGAUGGUUGUAAGCCGAGCUAUCCGUGAGCAUGCGUUUAGGGUGCUGUGGCGGUAUAACCGAGUUAUUAUCUACCCUUGGACAGGAUAUCGCCCCACCGGGUCGUCAGAGCCUGUUCCACAACAACAGAUGCAACUCUGCAAGUUCAUCACGACAAGCCAGGCAUCGUUUCUCUUACGAAAUUUGAGAAGCUUGGAACUCUGUUUACCGAACGUGGCGUUCGAUGACCCGUUUAAUUGCAGCGUUGACUCUGACGAGCUAUCUGUCUCGAGUCCCCUGACCAACCAUUGGAUAACGGAGCUCCGUGACUACGCUGAUGUAGAAAGGUUGACGAUUACGGUCAACAUGAUGGCUCACGAUUCAAUCAGCAGAGCCACACGCACUCUGGACCCAACUCCCACGUUCUAUAAAUGUGGAGCGAAGUCAAAAUCUGUCCUACUGUUUUCUCUCGCAACGCAUAUGCGUUGUCUCCAACCACUCCAGUUGCUACGCCACAUGAAACGGUUCUUCGUUCGCUUGGAACCCGUAUACGUCGCUCAAGAGGUCUCACAAUCUCAUACGUAUCUCCCUCAUUAUUCAAGUAAAUUGGAGACCAUUUUGCUUAACUUGCGAAAUGCGGAGGUAUUGCUAGAGAAGUCGGUGAUGGGUGAGGACUAUGAUAGUGGAUUGCUUGGUAAGAGCGAGGAAAAGCCUAGCACCUGGCUUCAAAACUUUAUUGUAGUUGAAAAUGAAUCCAUCUCUACAUAUUGAGAGCUAGAAGAAGAAUGCGGUCGAAUUUUACACAGCUCUUGUUCUACCGCUGGCGGCAAAUGGACUGUGCUGGGUUUUGUUAGGGACAGGACAGGUCUGGAUAUGCAGUAGGGCCCACUCUAAAUGUGCAGUACGCAAUUGCUAGCAGGCUAUUUCAGCUGGCUACGACAUCUGCACACUGUAUACAUCGAAAAACGUACUAAAAUCAAGGGUUGUAAGGUAUGAGGUUAUCGCGAAUUGUUAACCAACGCCUUUUUUAAUCAUAUAUUUCAAAAGUACAACGUUAAUGAAAGUUAAAUUUCACAUUUCCUUAAA